Episyrphus balteatus (marmalade hoverfly) is the source of this 1433-nucleotide messenger RNA. RefSeq lists its product as uncharacterized. Bases 72 to 1394 code for a protein of 440 amino acids. The transcript has 4 exons. NCBI's taxonomy places the organism in Eukaryota, Metazoa, Arthropoda, Insecta, Diptera, Syrphidae. The record is from RefSeq and is a predicted model, not a curated record.
AACAUUUCCACAAUUUACUUGAAACUCUCAAGAACACAAAAAGUUUAGUUAAUAUUAGAAUAACACCACAAAUGGAUCGGUUUUUAGUUGCAUUUCUUCUAAUAUAUUCAAUUGGGUUUUGUUAUCAACAAGACACUCAUGUCUGUCCUAUUGGAACUGAUUUUUAUAAUGGAGCAUGUGUUCGAUCCAUGUGCCCAGAAACUCAUUAUCUUGUUAAUGGAGCAUGUCUUUUGAGACCAAUGGAUACUGCGACUUGUGGCUAUGGAUUUGACUUAAUCAAUGGAAUGUGUGUACAACAAAAUUGCCCAACAAAUUUUGUCAUGAUUAAUGGAUUAUGUCAAGAAAAAUUUAUUAAUAAUUUACCACCUCUCCAAUGUCCCCAUGGUUUUUCGGUUUACAAUGGAAAUUGCUUGCCUAACCCUGGUAUAAUUCCACCACCAUUUUGUAGACCAAAACCUUGUCAAACAUAUGGUUACUGUCCGUUUACUUGUGAUGAUCAACGACAACCAUCAUUAACAACGACAACACCAAGAACAACAAUAACACCAACGACAACAACAACACCACCACGACCAUCACCACAAACAACACCAUCACCAACAACAACACCAACACCAGAUAUAUGCCCUCCAGAACAUGUUGUUAUUGAUGGAGAAUGUCGAUUUGUGUCUUGUGUCAAAGGCUUUUUCCAUAAAGGUCGUUGUAUUGAGCCAGUUUGUACUGAUGGCCUAGUGUGGACAGGCCUAACAUGCGCCCAUCCAGAAGUCAUUACAACAAUUAUAGAAAUUGAAAAUAAUUUCAUCACAGAAACAAAUCAAACUGGUCCUGACUUCCAUAUUACUAAAUCUAUUGAUAAUAUUGUUCGCAUAAAUGAAACGAAUGAAGCCAUCACUAAUCCAGAAAAAAACCGUCAACCCUGCACACCGACAUCAUCAUCAUCAUCAUCAUCAUCAAAUUCAAAUAAAAAAUGUUGUUUUAUUAUCACACCUAGGAUGUGUAAGAAAUACAGUUCGAAAUGGGUUUGUUUCAAUCGUCAAUAUCGACAAUGUGGAGACAUUUGUGGAACAUAUUCUGUAAAGUAUUUAAGAGUGCCUAAGGUUACUGAACAUCCAGGAAUGCUGGUUAUACCACCAAAUCCUGAUUUGGAAGAGUGUAAGGGAAGUGAAUGCAAAAGAAAUGAUGCCGUUGACUGUUCUGGUUGUUUGACAAAUCAAAAACAAACAUGCUCACCAUAUUGUUAUCGAUAUCGAUGUCCAACCAACAGAUGCACAUACAUCGAUCAAUCUGAAUACUGUACAAAAUAUAGGGGAAGUCCGGGUUGUAGCAGCGUUGAUGGAUGUUUUGGGAGCUAUUGUUAUGAUGAAAUACCAAGUCCCCAAGAUGAUUGUCUAUAGAUUUAAUUUUCUUUCUGUUUUAAUAUUUUUUCAUAACUC